AUGGUCUUUUUGUCUGUACUUGCUAGGCAAGUCCUUAUUUCACUUGUUGUUGCUCUAGUUGCACAAGGUUUUGUCAUUCCCCACGGUAUUGAAAGGAGGGAUAGUCCAGGCUUUGUAGCUUUGGAUUUCAGCGUCGAUAGAUCAUCCAUUCUGAGCAGUGGUGUUGUGGGAAAAAUUGCCAAAGGUGGAAAAGAAGCAAACUCAUUACAUGCUGUUGUUGGAAAGAGGGCUGGUACUGUUUCUGUGAAUAUUCAUAAUGCAAGAUUCACAUAUACUUCUAUUGUCAGUGUUGGAUCCAAUAAACAAAAACAAACAUUGGUUAUUGAUACUGGAUCUAGUGAUUUAUGGGUUGUGGAUGCGAAUGCACAAUGUGAAAACCAUUCUUAUUGCAAGACCUCGGGCACUUUCAAUCCUAAAACAUCUACAACUUACCAAAGCUUGGGUCUUCCUUUUGAGAUCUACUACGGUGAUGGUUCGGAGUCUUUUGGAAUUUGGGGUACUGAUACUAUUGGUAUAGGUGCUAUUUCUCUCCAGAAACAAAGAUUUGCAGAUGUUAAUUCAACCUCUGAGCAAAGUGGAACUUUGGGUAUUGGACUUGUUCGCGGUGAAAGUGGUGCAAACUAUUCCAACCUUCCUGCAUCGUUGAAAGAACAAGGCUACAUCAAGACGAAUGCGUACUCGUUAUACAUGAACUCUCCAGAUGCAUUGAAUGGUGCAAUCAUCUUUGGUGGUGUUGACAAUGCCAAGUACACUGGAAAUUUAAUUCCGGAGAAAAUCACCAGACCAGACAGAUUGAGUAUCAACGUGACAAGUAUCAACUACAACGGUACCUUGUACAAGCUCACCGAGGAUGCGGCAUUAGACACUGGUAGCCCCAUCACGUAUUUGUCAGCUCCAGUAGUAGCAGAGAUAGCUAAACAAGCUGGCGCUACAUGGCAGGGAAGCAAAACCGAAGGCCAAUACGUUAUUCCGUGUGAUGCCGACACAACAGGUAGUGUUGAUUUUGGGUUUGAGAAUGCAGCCAAAAUAACAGUACCCUUGUCUGAGUUUGUUGUUGGAGGUUUGGAUUGCCCCUUUGGUUUUCAGCCAAGUCCCGUGAGUGUUAGUAUUUUGGGCGACAAUUUCUUAAGACAUGCUUAUGUUGUUUUCAAUUUAGAUGCAAACACAAUCUCAUUGGCACCAAUUAAUUACACUGAUGAUUCUAAUGUCAGUGCCAUUUAA
This is a messenger RNA of Lodderomyces elongisporus, 1221 nucleotides long. Its product is annotated as pepsin-like aspartic protease. NCBI's taxonomy places the organism in Eukaryota, Fungi, Ascomycota, Pichiomycetes, Serinales, Debaryomycetaceae. Gene Ontology annotation, molecular function: aspartic-type endopeptidase activity. The coding region runs from base 1 to 1221 and encodes 406 amino acids. The transcript has a single exon. The record is from RefSeq and is a predicted model, not a curated record. Gene Ontology annotation, biological process: proteolysis.